UCAAGUUUUAGAGUGCAAUGCAUUUAUUGGUUUGUAAAUACCAACGCCAUUCCCACCUCUUGAGCCCCAAACACGCAUUGCAUCUACACUCCUCCCUCUCUCUCUCACACACAAACACACACUGCUCUGCACUUCCCUCUCUCUCUCUCACACACAUCCUCACUUACUAACUCACUCAGUAGCUCUUUCUUCUACUACAGCAGUAAUAUAUAAACGGUACCCUUUUGAGGUUUGCAUUCACCCAACCUAGAGAGAGAAAAAGAGCAUCUGGAGGAGAGAGAAAAAUGGCGAAGCAGUCCCCGAUAUUUCCAAUGCCAGAACCCCAACACUUCAGUGACUACGGCUUUGACCCUCAAUUCGAUUAUUUCCAGGUGCUAGAAGAAGCAAGGAAGCACAAGCGCGAGAAACCAAGAUCCAUAGACGCUCUACACUUCAAGCUCCAAAAACCCAUUUCCAAGGACGACUCCAAGAAGAUCAAGAAGACCAAGAAACGAUGGUGGCGAAACGCUCUGCUGUUCUUCCGCCGGAAACUGACCCCCAACGACCGACAACCCAGCUCCGAUCACCGUGAUGGGCUCCGCUGUGGUCGCGCCCUCAGGGGAUCAAUGUCGGGCCCGUUGUACAUCACCGAGAGUCGGGGUGGGUCAGCCACGCCCUACCGGACAACCAGCCAGCCGACGUCGGGGCCGCUAGCCGGAACCCUGACGCCGGCGAGGAAGGGGGAGAUGGGUGUACCGUACAUCAGCCUCAGGGAGCUUAAUAUGGAGCAGCAACACAGGAUCUCAGCUUCGGCAAUGCCAAUAUACUUGGUCACUUGAUUUUUAUUUAUUUUUAAAUUUUUUUGUGUUUUUUUUAGAAUUUGCUGAAAUGGGCUUGAUGUGAUUUUUAAUUUGUGCUUUAAAUCUUUUUAGUAUUUAGCUUUUGUUAGUUUCUGGAAAGGUUCUUUGAAAAUUGCUCCGACUUGGAGGAAAAAGAAGUUCGAUGUGUUGUUCCCCUUCUUUUGUGGUUUAUGACCACUUUAUUGGUUUCUGAAACUACUGAACUCGUGGUUUGACUCAGACACGUUGUUUUCUUUACUGUUUUCUUUUUGUUUACCCAGGAAAGUGACAUGUCGUUUGCCAGUAACUGCAAAGUUACAGUCAAUUACAUAGACAGCAAAAGGCAUGCAUGCGA
Messenger RNA from Cornus florida, 1173 nucleotides. RefSeq lists its product as uncharacterized. The record is from RefSeq and is a predicted model, not a curated record. Bases 285 to 818 code for a protein of 177 amino acids. The transcript is spliced from 2 exons. NCBI's taxonomy places the organism in Eukaryota, Viridiplantae, Streptophyta, Magnoliopsida, Cornales, Cornaceae.